AUAACAACAACAACAACAAACCCCCUCUCCUCCGCUCCGCUCUCUUCCCCGGCCUCCCCCCAACCCUCUCCCCGCCCCGGCAGCCGUCGGGGCCGCUCCGAGGGCUGCUCCCGGGUGGAUAACGGAGCGAGCUCCAGCGUUGCCACCGGCGGGAGAGGGACAAGAAGCAGCACAUGAACUGGGAAGAAGGAGCAGAGAGAAAAGCCGCAUCCCCGCCUCCGAGGAUUUCCUACCGCGAAGAGGGGAAAACAAGGAGGAAGGAAGAAUUUUACUGGGGGAGGGAGCUCAGGGAGUGAGCGGGAGCCCCUGUGCCUGUCUCCUGCCGUACACGCGAGUAUUUAUUGUUUUAAUAAUCCGUGCUUGGAGUGUCCCAAGGAGCUUGGGACUCCCCGAGGAGGAAGAGAUCCCUCUCAGGCCUCCUCUUCCCUCCCCCGGAGAAAUGAUGCUCCACGGAACAGGGUCUCCCCGGGGUCUAACGCAGGUCUGAGCCGCGGGGAGCUGGGGAAAGAGCCGACACCUCCAACUGCAUCGGAAUCCCUCGGGGCCUCGGAUUAAAGCUGUUACAUCAGUAAAUUAAAAAAAAAAUUAUAAAAAAAUCCAACAACAGAAAACACAGCCCCAAACCUGGACGUUUAUACAGAAAAAGAGCAUCACAAAUUCCUAAUAGCUAUGAAGCGGGGACAGAGGCAGAGCGAGCUCCUUCAGGCAGGGCUGGGAUCUGAGCUCGCACAAAUAGCUGCCCGGUGGACUCGUCCCAGGUUCCUACCCUUCCCCGUCCCCUCGCUCGGCUCCGAGGGGGAAGACCCGGAGCUAAAAGCCCACCGGCGAUGAGCCACAUCUACGGCAGCCACCUCUCCCCCAUGGGCAACCCCUCCAUGGUGUACCUCCCGGCCGCCCUGGGCUUCGCCCCCAGCUCUACCAUCUCCCGCCAGGACCCCCCGCAGAAACCCCCUUACAGCUACAUCGCCCUCAUCGCUAUGGCCAUCAAAGAAGCUCCGGAGCAGAAGGUGACCCUCAGCGGUAUCUACCAGUUUAUCAUGGACCGCUUCCCUUUCUAUCACGACAACAAGCAGGGUUGGCAGAACAGCAUCCGUCACAACCUCUCCCUCAACGACUGCUUCGUCAAGGUGCCCCGGGAGAAGGGACGACCCGGCAAGGGUAGCUACUGGACCCUGGAUCCCCGCUGCCUGGACAUGUUCGAGAACGGCAACUACCGCCGGAGGAAGAGGAAGCCCAAAGCCCCGGGGCCACCGGAGGCGAAAAGCGGUGCGGUCCCCGCGGGUGGCGAGCAACCGGGGCCGGUCGCUCGCCCCGACGAGCCCAAGAGGGUCAAAGGGAGGGUGGCUGCGGACACGGGCGACGAAGGGCUCUCCAGGCCGGGGGGGGGGGGAAGCGUCCCCCCGGGGGUUCCCCCCGCCGCAGCGGUCCCCCGACCCCCGCCGCGUCCCGGCCACCCGCCGCCGCCCCCCCCCGCGCCGCACAAGAGCGGUCCACGGGGCCGCAGCUUCAGCAUCGAGAGCAUCCUCGCCCAGGGGCUGAGGCAGCCCCCUCCCCCGGGGGGAGCCCCCAAAGCGGCCCGGGAGAGCCCAGUCGGUUGCCUCGGCGGUUCUCUGGUCGCCAACGGUGGGUUCGGCCCGGCCCUCAAUGCUUCCCUCAUGCUCGACUCCCAGGUGCACGGGAGGCUUUACCACAUCGGCAUCCCUUUCCUCUCCUGCUUCCCUCUCCACUUCUCCGAGGCGGUAUUUAAUUUUCAGUAGUUGCCCCUUCGUUAUUCCCAUCCCCCCCCCAGUCCCGGUCGCUGCUCCGGGGGCGAGAUGGGAGGGAGAGACCGGACUCAGACCUCACCAAGCGGGUAAAGACCAAAAAAAAAACCCCCAACCCCCCAAAAAAAGCGAUGGCAAAGGUGACUCAGGAUUUCAGGGCAUUUUCAAGGCACGUCUUGCUGCGGAGCUCUCUUUAGCGAUUGCCUCCCACCCCCCCUGCCAGAUCGACUUUUAAAGGUAAACCGGUUUUCUUUUCCCGUGGGUGGUGGAGGUACAGAGGCAGGCAGCGGGGGGGUCCCACGCUGGCCUCCAAGCCCCGUCGGGUUCGCUCUGCACCUUUAGUCUUUGCAUCCCUCAGGUUUCUCAGACCUGGUUUCUGCUGAGCCCUUUGGGUCUCCGGUUUGCUUCUUUUUUUAUUUUUUCUUUUUCUCCUUUUGAAAACCAAACCCACCCCUUCCAUCCCUGGGGGAGGAGGCUGAGUUUUGUUUUGCCAUGAAUACCCACAGAUGCCUGCACAUAAUAAUUCUUGAUAUUGCCCUACCGGCCCAGUCCACCGAGCGGGUAAAAACCAGGUAACCGGAGCUGAAAUAAGGGCAGACCAAACAAUCCAGGCUUACUCCACACAAUCCUGCUUGCUUUGACUCAGCACUGUAUAUAACGCAUGGCGUUAACACAAGCUGGUUCCCUGCCUAGCACUUGUGCUUCUUGAGUAUCGCGAUAGCGUUUCUGUCUCACUGAUGUGGCCAGAGAGGGGGGGACGGAUGAGCA
Messenger RNA from Aquila chrysaetos chrysaetos, 2531 nucleotides. It is a transcript of the gene FOXL1, whose product is annotated as forkhead box L1. Gene Ontology annotation, biological process: anatomical structure morphogenesis; cell differentiation; regulation of transcription by RNA polymerase II. NCBI's taxonomy places the organism in Eukaryota, Metazoa, Chordata, Aves, Accipitriformes, Accipitridae. The record is from RefSeq and is a predicted model, not a curated record. Gene Ontology annotation, molecular function: RNA polymerase II cis-regulatory region sequence-specific DNA binding; DNA-binding transcription factor activity, RNA polymerase II-specific.